CGAUUCUGUCGGUGAUUGGAGGAUUCUCGGGAUCCGUCACUCGGAGACACCGCCCCUCCCGUUUCUUCCCUGCUGCCAGCGACCGACCAAAGGCGAGCGUUUGCGGGCUGCUGGGCCGGCGGUUGGGAUUCCAGAUGAAAAUGUUUGAGAGCAUUGACUGUACAGCCACAAGAUCUGGCCGGGAUCUCUGGGCUGAAAUCUGUUCCUGUCUGCCAAAUCCUGCCCAAGAGGAUGGUGCCAGCAAUGCUUUCUCAGACUCCUUUGUGGAUUCUUAUCCUGCAGGCGAAGGCCAGAGGGAGGCAGCAGACCCUGCUGUCCAGCCGUCUCUGCAGCCUUGGGCGCCCUUGCAGGAUUCAGAAGUGUAUUUAGCAUCUCUAGAAAAGAAACUGAGAAGAAUCAAAGGUUUAAAUCAGGAAGUCACCUCCAAGGACAUGCUUCGAACCCUGGCCCAGGCCAAGAAGGAAUGCUGGGAUCGCUUCCUCCAGGAGAAGUUAGCGUCAGAGUUCUUUGUGGAUGGACUCGAUUCCGAUGAGAGCACCUUGGAACAUUUCAAGAGAUGGCUCCAGCCAGAUAAAGUAGCCAUCAGCACAGAGGAGGUCCAGUAUCUGAUUCCUCCCGAGUCACAGGUUGAGAAGCCAGAGGCCGGGGACGAGCUGGCAGCAGCGGAACAGUAAAUUACACGCACACACGCGGAGCAGCUGUCUCAGGCUCACAGGGAACAAUGGUGAGCUCAGCUUCUGCAUCGAGGAGAAUCUAGGGAGGGAAAAAGCCCAAACUUCUCUCCACAGAGCAAACAGCUGCAGGCCCCUGAGGACAUGCUUGGGGCUGGCAUGUGUGAGUGUGACUGUCUUGGAUGCGGUCCCUGACCCAGUGUGUGCUGGAUCUAAGUACAGGUUUCCUGUGUGCCACACAGCUUGACUGAGCACUGAUGCUGCAAGUUGGACGUCUGCUAAGAGCCUAGUGAAGAACCAAGUGUGAAAGUACUUGGAGAAACCGCUGCCCUUGUGUAUAACGUAGGAGUGAGCUGGAUAAUCUCUUGGCUCUUCUGGGUGUUCCCUGUCUGUGUCCCAAGCACUCCCUCAGGAAAUUGUUUGGGGUGAGUUGGGGUAAGGAGAAUGAAGUCUGCCUCUUUGAAUCCAAGGCUGCCUGGGGCUUCUAUAAUAAGUCCAUAGUAAAUGUAGUGACUGGGCUUUUCCUUUGAUUGUUCCUUGUGGGGAAAGUGGGCAAAAGACAUAUGAAAAUGUGAAAGUUGUAGUGUGUCUUUUUUAUUUCAUGCAUGGUUUCUCCUCCAACCUUCUCCUGCACUUAAAAAGGGCCAGGUUCUAAAUUAGAAUUGUAAAUAUGGUGUUAAUGUUUGAUACCAUCCCUGAAUAGUUCCAAGUUUCUUCCUUGUGACAGCUUUCCUGGCUGAGCCUGAGCAUCCCUCUUGGUUUAUCAUGUUCUUAUUCAGUGUGUAUUCCUAUAAAGCGUUUCUCAUCAGAAUAGCUGUGUGUGUUGCUGUUGACCUGAUCCCUCCCGGAGAGACACUCUCAGGCAGUGGGGAGAUACAGACAAACUCAUGCCAUCCGCAGGGGAGCUGGUGACCUUCACCAGCCUCCUCGUUCUAGAAUGUGCUCUCUGGCAAUCCAAACCUUGGUCCCCUGAGGGUAGGAUUCUGAGACCGUGGCUGCAUGGAGGGUCUUCCUAGGUAAUGGGUUCUGUGAUGGUGUAGGUUGAGUGUCAACUUGGCUGGGCCAUGAUUCUCAGUGAUGUGGCAGUUAUGAUGUCGUUUCGCACCUAUGCAACGAUGUACUCACCUCCAUAAUGAGAUCUGAUACAGUGUAAUCACCUCCAUGAUGAGAUCUGCCAUGAGCAGCCAAUCAGUUGAAAGGGAAUUCCCUUGGAGGCAUGGCCUGUAUCCAAUAUAUGUGGACUUUCUGGCAAGGUUCUUGGGCUUUUGCUCACUCUGGAUUCUGCAGCGGGCUCCUCAUUGGAUCUCAGGUUCUUGGGACUUGAGCUAGCAGCUGACCUGCCCAUUUUGGGAUUCGUCAGCCUCCACAGCCUGUGAGUCAGCAGCCUGCUGUCUCACCUGCUGAUCUUGGGAUUCAGAGGCCUUUGCAGUCUGUGAGCCAGAGGCCUGCUGUCCGACCUGCCGAUCUUGGGUUCGCCAGCCCCAUCAACUACGUGAGUCUGGAGAAGCCUCCAGCCUGACCCAUGGACUUGGGACUUUCCAGCCUCUGCAACCACGUGAGCCAUUUCGUUGAUAUAAAUACCUCUCUCUCUCUCUCUAUGUAUAUACAUACAUGUUUCAUUGAUUUUGCUUUUCUAGAAAACCCAGCCUAGGACAGGUUCUAAAUCCCUAAUGAUAUACAGAUUGACUGUAAAAAUCAUCAGAGACAAUGUGUUCAUUUCUAAAUCAAGCAUUUGCUGUGUCCAAAAGGAUGGGAACCAACCAGGUGAUUCAGUAUACUCAAUGAUAUGAAGAUUUUUGUUAUAUUUUCCAGUUAUACUUUCAUCGUUUUUCAUUGACUAAUAGUGUAAGCCUGUCCUACAGGGUCGGAACGGACUUGACAGCACUCAACAACAACCACCACCUGUGCCAGAGAGAGUGGCCCUCCACAGCCCCUGAGCACUUCAAGGAAGCUAGAGCACUGGUGAUCAUCUGGCCUUGGACCCAGCGUGCGAGCUGCCAUCUCUGGGGUUCAGAUGCCCUUCCUACAGAGCCAGUCGAUGGCUUUCAACUGCGUGGAUAGAUUUCUUUAAAAAAACAAAAAAAGGCUAAGAUUUUCCUUCUCUUUAGCUGAUAAACCAACAAACAAAAAACAAAAAAAUCAUUCUCCCUCAGUAACAACAAUUUAAGAAAAAAAGCAAGGAGGUCCCAAAACACUCUCCCAAAGAGCAGCGGGCCAGAGGGUGAUAAGAGAAUAUUUCUGUACCAGAAAACAGUCUUUCUGUAGUUCAAGUAAGAUUCUACUCUUGUCUUCUCUUCUUCCCAUUUUCUACUUCAGAAAAAGAAUAUGUAGUCUGAAAAUGUGGGGAGUUUGUUUGGAGGAACUUAAAAGGAGUUGUAGGACUGAAAGGCUUUAGUGCCACAUGAAAGCCUGAGUGAGCUGUGAGAGGACGGCCCUGACCUCCAGUUACCUUCUCACCCAACUCUUUGCUAGAGACGGGCCUCCACAGAAGGGAGCCCAGUGAGUGGAAACUAUGGUUUCUUAAUUGGUUUAGAGGUGACAACUUAAGUGAUGGCUCUAAAAAAGGUGAAACUCCAUUUACCCAAAACAAAUGUUAUUAGCUCAUAGAACUAACUUAUUAAUAUAGAUUUAACUUAUACUGUUGAAGUGCCACUGAAUUUGAAACCAAGAGCCUUGGGUGCUAUGUCUUUAUCUGUCUUGUGGCUUACUGUGUGAUUAUAACUAAGUCAAAUGACCUCUUUGUGUUCCAGUUCCCUUUCAGUAACCAUAGGAAAGACGGCAUUGGUCCCAAAUUCUGAUCUGUUUCCUAUGACCCUAGAAACUCUAAGGAACUCCAGUUGGAACUUCCUGAAAUCAGUAGAAUUUGUGAGUUGAGAAAGACUUUUUAAUCACCUCUAAUGUUCUUCCUUCCUUAAGUCCUUAGUGAAACAGAAAGUUAAAGCAAGUGGAGCAAUAUUUAGUGCUGAACCUUAGAGCCAGAGAUAGGUAAUUACCAUCGGGCAAAGCAGUGAUGACAUACCCAGAGGUCAGGUUGGAGCCAGGGAGAUAAGCUAAGGGACUUGUACUGUCCUCUACCAGCACUCGUACUCAUCACCCCAGGGCUUGGCAAGACCAGUGUUGGAAUGGCACAGGCUCGCAUCCAAUACCUGCUCCAGAAAUAGGUCCUGAAUGUAGAAAUAGCAAAUAAAUAUCCCACCAGCUGUUGCCAAUGUACUUCUCUCCCAGGCAGGCCUGCCUACCAGGACUGUUGCUGGAAGAGGGGAGAUACCCUGGAGCCACUACCUGGCACUGCUUUGGAGUGAGUCCCUCAAGACUGAGAACAGCCUCAGCCACAUGAAACAGCCAGUAUGUUACUGAAAAUCCCAAACUAUCAGAACCAACUUUGGCUCUCCUUCAGUUGUAAGAUUCAAGACAGGGCACUGCCAGAGCAAUCUUAGGUUUGUAAGAAGGCUGUUUUUUGAGCCCAGAAGCAGGUUGUUUAAGGCACAGAUUUGUUCAUCUAACCAGUGUUUUUUGAGCCUCUGCAAUGCUCCAGGCACUGUGCACAGUGGUUAGUGAAGCAGUAUAAUAUCUUCCUGUGUGGAAUGAUGGACAGGGAGCCAUGGCCUCGCUGAUGGGUACUGUGUAGACGUAAGCAUAUGGGAAGGACCCCUAGGCCUGUCAGGUGGGAGUAGGCGAGAGGCAAUGCUAGGGAAGCUGGGUCCAGAACAAUGAGUAGGAGUUAGAGGGAAUAAAGGGAUAAGGGUGUGGGGAUGGAAGGAGUCCCAGAAGAGGAAAACAUGUUCAGUGGCCUAAAGGCAAAAGAAAGUUUGCUGAAUGGAAAGUCAGCAACAAAAAAACAAACCCAAUUCUGCAGAGUUGAUUCCGACUCAUAGCGACCCUGUAGGACAGGGUAGAACUGCCCCAUAGGGUUUCCAGGGAGAGCCUGGUAGAUUUGAACUGCUGACCUUUUGGUUAGCAGCCAUAGAUCUUAACCACCAUGCCACCAGCGUUUCCCUGAAUGGAAAGUAGUUCAGUAUAAAACCAAAAACCAAACCCGUUGCAAUCGAGUCAGUUCCAACUCAUAUAGCAACCUGUCUUGGAAGAAGUACAACCAGAAUGCUCCUUAGAAGCAAGGAUGGCGAGACUGCAUCUUACAUACUUUGGACAUGUUGUCAGGAGGGAUCAGUGCUUGGAGAAGGACAUCAUGCUUGGCGAAGUACAGGGUCAGCGGAAAAGAGGAAGAUCCUCAAUGAGAUGGAUUGAUACAGUGGCUGCAACAAUGAGCUCAAGCAUAGUAACGAUUGUAAGGAUGGUGCAGGACCGGACAGUGUUUCAUUCUGAUGUGCAUAGGGUCGCUAUGAGUUAGAACCGACUUGACAGCACCUGACAACAACAACAUAGCAACCUGAUAGGACAGAGUAGAACUGCCCCAUAGUUUCCAAGGAGCAGCUGGUGGAUACGAACUGUCGACCUUUUAGUUAGCAGCCAUAGCUCUUAACUGCUGUGCCAUCAGGGCUCCAAAUUUAGUAUAGCUGGAGCAUAAAGGGCAAACGAAGAGGUGGCAAGAAGUGAGGUUGGAAAUUAAUAAACAAGGCCAGGUGUCAGGGACUUUGUAUGUCAGAUUAAGGAGUUUGGAAUGUGUUGGGGGGACAACAGGGAGCCAUGAGGUCAUUUUAACAGAGGCAGUGACAGGAUCAAAUUUGCAUCUAGAAAGAUGGUAAUGGCUGCCAUGGGCUUGACAUGAUAAAGUUAGUUGGGGGAGCACAAAUACACUUGGUAAUGAUACGUCUGUAUGAAGUAAUGUAAUUGGAGGGCUUUUGGUUUAUUUUAUUUUCUAGGUUGAUUUUUUUGAAAGUAAUUUUUUCACUGUACAGAACAAAAUGGUUAUACCAAUAAAUCCCAUCCGACACGUUUGUCUUACGGUGUGAUAUGGACACUCCUCCAUUGAGAUGAUUGCUCUAUAUUCCCUCCUCUUGAAACUGGGCAAAAACUUAUAGCUGCCUCACCUUAAUAGAGCACAGCAGAAAUGAUGUAACUCCCGAGCUAGGUCAUAAAAGGUGAUACAGCUUUUACCUGGCUUUCUCUGUCUCACACACACUCUCUCUCCCCCUAUGUUCCUUGAUAAUUCUGAACCAACACAGAAGAAAUUUAAGUACCCUGAAGUCACCAUACCAGAGAAGCUUCAGAGAGAGAUACCCACAGAGUCCCAGCUCUUCCAGCCCUCACUUGUUUGGGUCUUCCCUUCCGAGACAUUAGACGUAUGAAUGAGUGAGGCUUCCAAUAAUUCCAUCUCCCAGCCUUUAAGCCACCCCAACUGACACUGAAUAGAACAGAGGUGAGAUAGCCCUGCAAAGUCCUGCAGAUUCAUGAGCCAAGUAAAUGUUGUCAUGGUUUAAGCCACUAAGUUUGGGUUGGUUUGUUACUUUGCAGUAGAGAACUAGGACGCCGUGGCAUAGGUGUCAGAUUUUAUGAAGUUAAUUUCAAGUACUUUUAUUUUGCAGUCCCCUCUAGUUUCUGACAGUUAGAGAAUUUUAAUAAUUCUGGCUACAGCACGGAGAGAGCAGCACUGACGGAGGGGAUCAGUUGUGAAAUGGUUGCAGUUGUCCAAGAAACAGAUGAUAGUGACUUGAAAACGUCUGUUUCCACUGAGGAUGUAGAAAGCUGCAAGAAAAUGUCACUUCCAGCCCAACGAUGAGAAAAAAGCCAGAUCAUCUACAAAAUAGAGCUUUUCUUGAACUCAUCAGAAAAUGGGGCACAAGGCAACCAACCAAGUAAGUUUCUCCGAGGAGGGACAGAGACACAUGAGCUGUUUCAACUUUGGCAGAGCACGAGAGAAAGAUAUGGCUGUCAUACAAACAGAGAAGAAGCUAACAAAUUAAUAAAAAUGUAAAGACUACGUAUAGACUAGCGUGUCGGCUUAGAAUAGCUGGGAGACUAUUCCAGGCUCAGGGGAGUCUGCACUCACAGCAGGCUGUUUUCCUCCCCUGGGUGUUCAUGAGAAAAAGUGGAAGCAGGGCCGAAGACAAGAGCGGGCUUCCUUUGGUGAUGCAGGCAUGCAGGAGUUGAUCAAGGCAGCUGCUAGGAGAAGACAAAAAGCCUGGCCUACUUCCCUAACCCUUUUCUCUAUGAGCAGAAGUCUUAAGCCACUGGGGGAGGGGCAACGAACCCUGGCUUCAGGGAGGCGAUAAGGAAUAGAAACAAAACUCAUCUGCUUAUGGUAGAACUCUUGCCCUUCUUGGACAGGUGAAGAUCCUUUGCUGGGGAAGAAUAGAAGCAUGAACCCUCUACCCCAGGGGGAAGAGUGGGAAACUUGGGCUGAAGAUUCAAGCAAAAAGGUCUGCUCUGUUGGUGGAGAGGCAGGAGCUCUGGCCUACUCAAAACCCAUCACAGAUACAAGGCAGAGUUUAGCUGCCAUGGAAAGGAGAGGCAGAAAUGCUAAGAGAAGGCCCGAAGCUCAGGAGCAGAGGACCUGCCUAAGACAAGUUGAUCUAGGACAACAGGGAAGCAUCCCUUUUCUAUAGACUUGAAUGAUAAGACAAAGUCUAAAACCUAACAAGGAUAAAUGUGAGAAUUGGAAAAUUAAUUGUGCAAGUGGAGAACAAGGAAGAACUAUAUAUUAGUUGAUUUGUUCUAGUGGCAGAAACCAGACUCUUAGACUACCUUAAAUCAUAAAGGGGCAUUGAUUGGGAAGGACAUAAGUGGUGCUGGCCUCAAGGUAGCUGGAUCCAAACACUAUAUCUUCAGUCCCUGCUUACUGUCACUAUAGACUCUUCUCUGUGUGUUGGUCUAGAACAGAGAUCUCUGAGCUUGCACCAGUCUAGCAACUCCAGAGGAAAGAUAGAGCUCUCCCUUCCAACUCUAAAUAGUAAAUCCAAGGGAAGGACUCUGAUUGGCCUGGCUUGGGUCGCAUGCUCAUCCUUGGACCAAUUACUAUGGCCAGGGCAAGGGGAUACUUUUAUUGUCUGGGCCUAGGUCAUGGGUCCAAACCUAUGGCUAGGGAUUCAGGGUACUGUGGUUGACAGUCCAACAGAACCACAUGAGAAUGGGAAGUGGAGGAGGGUUGCUAUUACCUGAAGAAAGUGAAACGGAAUGCUGAGAACCAAAACAACAGAUAUUCAGUGUCUUACCAGUUCAGUUGAGAGAGCAGUGUGGUGUAGCUGCCAAAAAAGUUAUAAUUUAGGAAUCAGUAGUGGAAAUAUACUUGGGGCUGUUGUUGUGUGCCAUGAGGUCAAUUUCAACUCAGCGACCCUAUAGGAAAGAGUACAACUGCCCCAUAAGGCUUCUAAGACUGUAAUCUUUACAGAAGCAGACUGCCACAUCUUUCUCCCACUGGUGCAUUUGAACCACCAACCUUCAGUUAGCAGCUGAGUACUUAACCACUGUGCCACCAGGGCUCCUUCUUGGGGCCAUAGUAGUAUAAAAAAUAAUUCUGCUUUGGCCAUAGCACUCUGAAGCAUUAUCUGGGCAUCACAUUGUAAAAGAACGUUGACAAAUCCAGGAGGAGAGGUGUGGGCUCAGGAGGCUCCGAAGACUUGAAGAAAGGUCAAGGCAACGAGGGUUUUUGGGGGAGGGGCAGGGCAGGGGGUGGGAGUAGGGAUCUGGAAAAGAGAUGUAAUAGAGACAUUAUUGGCUUUAAAAUAUUUGGAGGAUUCUUGGAUAGAAAGAUGAAACAUUAAAGUACGAAGAACAAACUAGGACCAGUGGCGGGGGUGGGUAGUUUCAGGGAGACCAUUACUAUUCAGUGUAAGGGUGUGUUAGUCAUCUGGUGCUGCUGUAACAGAAAUACCAUGAGUGGAUGGCUUUAACAAAGCGAAAUUCUCUCACAGUCUAGUAGGUUACAAGUCCAAAUUCAGGGUGUCAGCUCCAGGGGAAGGCUUUCUCUCUUUGUUGGCUCCGGAGGAAAGUCCUUGUCCUCAAUCUUCCCUUCGUCGAGGAUCUUCUCAGGCACAGGGACCCCAUGUCAAAAGACAUGCUGUGCUUCUGGUGCUACUUUCUUGGUGGUAUGAGGCCUCCAACUCUGCUUCCCUUUCCUUUUAUCUCUUGAGAGAUAAAAGGUGGUACAGGCCACACCCCAGGGAACCUCCCUUUACCUUGGAUCAGGCAGGUGACCUCAGUAAGGGUGGUGUUACAAUCCCACCCUAAUCCUCUCAACAUAAAGUUAUAAUCACGAAAUGGAGGACAACCACACAAUACUGGGAAUCAUGGCCUAACCAAGUUGAUACACACAUUUUUGGGGGGACAUAAUUCAAUCCAUGACAAAGGGGAACUUUCUAAUAGCUGUCCAAAAGUGGACAGGGCUGCCUUGUGAAAUGUGGUGAGUUCCCCAUCACUGGAGGUGUUUAGAAGGAGCCCUGGUGGCUCAGUGGUUAAGUGUUUGGCUGUUUGAACCCAUUAGUCGUUCCUUGGGAGAAAGAUGUGGCAAUCUGCUUCUGUAAAGAUUUACAGCCUUGGAAACCCCAUGGGGCAGUUCUACUCUGUCCUACAGGGUUGCUAUGAGUGGGAAUCGACUCGAUGGCAGUGGGUUUCGUUUAUGGGUGUAAGUGUUUAAGCAGGUGUCAGACUGUAGAGGGGAUUCCUGCAUUGAGUGCAAAGUUGGGUCAGGUGACCCCUGAGGUCCUUUCCAGUUAUGAAAGUCUGUGGUUGCCCACUGGAGAACUAUGGGAGCUCGUUGUCAGUAUGUCAGCCUUGGCCUCCCCAAGGUCUGAUAGAGACAGCUGGUGAGCCCUCCUUUCCUCUCCCAAAAACAUCUGAUCACCUGCCUACAAGCAGUCAGAGUUAGAGCCCUCCAACAGUUCUUAGCCCAGCCCUGUGGGACAGGCUCUUAGGCUGGGAAGACCGCAGAAAGGUGGGUGCUAUUCUGUGUUCUCUGAACACAUACCAUGAGACUUGGAGUAGGCAGUUUAUUUUAGAGGGUAAGCAGGAGUGAGGGAGCAAGGAGAAUGAGACAGGGAAGGGUGCUUUGAGUGGGUCCACUGUGGCUAAUUAGGGCUCAGUCCCUUUGGGAUCACUUCAUGGGGCUAUGAUCACAGCUCAGAAUCUCCCCACUGAGUGAUGGCCUAAUCUGGGGUGUUAAUCCACUGAUGCCCAUCCCUUAUUGGUUGAGAUUUACCCCUUGUGGGUGUUAAGCCCCUGCCACUUCCAGGCUGUCCUGCAAGGGUUGAGAAAAACCCUCAGAGAGAAGGAGAGAGGCAGGAGGCUGUCAGGGUGCCCAGGAACUGUCCACUGCAGCUGCAAUUGGACGCAGAGGUGGGCUGAAGGGAUGUGGGGUGAGGCAUCAAUAGUAUCUGCCACAGUCCCUUCCCCACCCAUUCCAGGAUCUACCCUUCAGGGACAGUGUAUGACCUUUGAUUUUCACUUUUCAGCCUCUGUGGCCCAGUGUGUGGAGUAGUUCUCAUCACUGAGCUAAUUCAUCCCAGCUUCAUCUGAGUGCCCACCCACAGCUCUUUUGGGCUCACUUCUCCCCCUGGGCCCAGCUCCCUCACUGGGCUCUCUGGGCUGAGGGCAUCAGGGCAGUGGGCUCUCCAACUGGCACCUGUCGCACUCAACACCUACAUCUGAGCUUGGAACAUGGUGACAUUAGGGGUCCUGGCUCUGUUGCCGCCUCUGCACUGUGGUCAAGGUGAGGACAGGUCAAAGCUGGAUGAGACCACGUUUCCUGUGCUGAUGGCCUGGUUGUUGGCCCCCAGUUAAAAAAUGCUAAGAAGAAUGACCAGGAAUCCAAAGACCCUGAGAGACCUCCCUCAAAGCCUGAAGACAGUUCAAGGAUGGGAAAUUGUGGUCUGGCCCACCAACUCUGCUACUUCUUCUCUGGCCUGCCUUAGUCAGAGCUCUGGACCCAUCUCUCUCUUCCUUGCUCCCUUCCUCUCCCCCUCCUGUCUGGUGCUUACUAUCCAGCCUCUCUCUCUUUCACAUUAAUUACUUUCAAGGGCUUCACCUCUCUGAUGUUCACACUCACUAGUCCCUAAAACUUGCCUCAUUUACUAUACCAUUCCUUCUCAGUGUUCUGAUACCCAGUUCACCUCCUGGGAGAGGCAAGGCUGAGACUAGAUAUUUAUGAGUUUGGGGUAAAAUGGAACCAA
Messenger RNA from Loxodonta africana (African savanna elephant), 10732 nucleotides. RefSeq names its product coiled-coil domain containing 32 (gene CCDC32). The transcript is spliced from 4 exons. Gene Ontology annotation, biological process: cilium organization. The coding region runs from base 135 to 674 and encodes 179 amino acids. Lineage: Eukaryota; Metazoa; Chordata; Mammalia; Proboscidea; Elephantidae. The record is from RefSeq and is a predicted model, not a curated record.